AAUAGAAAUCUGCAUUGAAGACAUUGCUGUAUCCAUCACAGUUUGUUUCACUGCAUUUAGUUAUCCGAGAAAUCUGGUUAGUUUAACUGAGUAGUUGUACUGAUGUCGACAUCACUCGCAACAGCCCUUCAAGAAUGGAAGGUUCAGGAGAAAGAAUUACAGCAGCUUCAGGAGACCCACCGGCUUUACCUGCAGAAGUUGGAGGAAGUCUCCAAACUUCAAAAAAGCUUUGCUGCCUCCAUAUCUCGACAGAAAAAGAAUUUAAAGGACAAUUUAGAGGCUUUGUCAAAAUUUGAUAAAGGACUGACUGAAGAGGAGAAGAAUGAGGUGAAGAAGGUCAAAGGUCACAUUCAAAAUAUGCCAAGCCUAAUCUUUCAAAUGGAAGAAUUUAUUCCAAAGAAAAAUGGGCUUUAUCUCAGUCUCGUCCUUGGGAGUGUGAAUGUCAACCUUCCAAGCAAACAGGCAAAAGCUGAAUACAAAGAUGAGCAUGAAAGGUUCAAGCUGUAUGUGAACGUUAUUCUGUUCCUGCUGGCCUUCAUAUGUCGCUUCUUCAUCAGCUACAGAUUUUUCGAUGCCCUUUUUUACUUCCUGUUGGUUUGGUACUUUUGCACCCUGGCAAUCCGUGACAAUAUCCUCAUCAGCAAUGGAUCCAGGAUUAAAGGCUGGUGGGUUUUCCACCACUACAUUACCAUCUUUCUGUUUGGGGUCAUGCUAACCUGGCCAGAUGGUGAAACAUACCAGUCUUUCAGGAACUCAUUUCUGAUCUUUUGUUUGUAUCAAGGCUUUGAGCAGUGUCUUUAUUACUACUACUAUCAAAGUGGGUGUCUCUACAGGCAAGCACUAGGGGAACGACACAACUUGGAUUUGACUGUUGAGGGAUUUCAGUCGUGGAUGUCGCGGAGACUAACAUUUAUUUUUCCCUUUCUCUUCCUGGGUCAUUUCUGGCAGCUUUGGAACAGUAUUUCCCUGUUCAGAAUGGUUCAGCUCCCUGAAUGUAAAGAAUGGCAGGUUUCCAUGUGUGGCUUGUGCUUUCUGGUUCUGUUUGCGGGAAAUUUUUUCACAACACUUGCAACUUUUCGUCACAAACGCCAAACCCAGCAAAAUACCAAGAGGCUGUGAUUUUUAAAAGCUUUCGUAUAAUUUUUUAUUUUUUUUAAUUUUUUUUUUUUUUGGGCAAAAUAAGCUGAAAUAUAAGAUGUGAAAUUUAAGUCAAUAAUGGACCUUACACAAAAAUGUUUAUCUUCCAGAGACCAUGCAGAUGCAUUUUGUUUUGAACGGAUGUUGGAUGUUGAACAAUCUAUAAUAAAGUUGUUUGUGUGAAAUUUCCAGACUUGAAUAAACGAUAAGAAUGAAGA
Pimephales promelas (fathead minnow) is the source of this 1355-nucleotide messenger RNA. NCBI's taxonomy places the organism in Eukaryota, Metazoa, Chordata, Actinopteri, Cypriniformes, Leuciscidae. The record is from RefSeq and is a predicted model, not a curated record.